Molecule: messenger RNA, 1851 nt
Organism: Drosophila albomicans
Lineage: Eukaryota; Metazoa; Arthropoda; Insecta; Diptera; Drosophilidae
Product: esterase B1-like
Exons: 3
Coding region: 88-1779 (563 amino acids)
Source: RefSeq, a predicted model, not a curated record
UUGGUCGAGACAAAAGCAAAAGCAUUUCGGCUUCGGAUUACGACAUUCUGACACGAGUACAUAUUCCUCAAAAAUACUACUACCAACAUGACAACGGAAAUAAGUGCAUUAGAUCUGCUGAAGUUGGGCGGCAAACUUGUCCUCCAUAAAAUCGUUCAGUACAAAUUGUCAACCAAAUUCACAUCCAUCGUUCCCACCAAGUAUGGAUUGGUUAAGGGAUUGCAACGCAAGACAUUAUACGACGAGGAGCCAUACUUUGCCUUCGAAGGAAUUCCGUAUGCCAAGCCACCACUGGGAGAGCUGCGAUUUAGAGCACCACAACCACCGGAGCCUUGGAAGGGAAUCAGAAAUUGCACUUAUCUUCGUUCGAAGCCCGCUCAAAUUCAUUUUCUAUUGCACACUUUUGAAGGCGCCGAGGAUUGUCUCUAUAUCAAUGUGUAUACUAAGCACCUGAAAUCAGAUAAGCCACUUCCAGUUAUGGUUUAUAUCUUUGGCGGCGGAUUUCGAAUCGGCGAAGCCUCCAGGGAUUGUUAUAGUCCAGAUUAUUUUAUGAAGAAAGACAUCGUACUCGUCACAUUCAAUUAUAGAGUUGGCGCUCUAGGUUUUCUCAGUCUACGAGAUCGUGAUUUAGAUGUGCCCGGCAAUGCGGGUCUCAAGGACCAGGUUCUUGCGCUUCGCUGGAUCCACGAAAACAUCUCAAACUUUAACGGAGAUCCAAACAACAUAACGGUGAUGGGCACCAGCGCUGGGGCAGCCUCAACACAGAUUAUGAUGACCACAGAACAGACGCGAGGACUCUUCCACAAGGCGAUCAUCAUGUCAGGCUCAUCACUGUGUGACUGGGUGAAUGAGUACGAUUAUAACUUUCCUUAUCGACUUGCCUGUCAUCUGGGCUACUUGGGCAGCAACAACGAAAAGGAAGUCUUCCGUUUUUUACAAAAGACUUCUGCAAAAAAACUUUGUUUCAACAAACUUCUAACCAAAGAAGAGAAGAGAGAUCAUGUGCUAUUUGGAUUUGUACCAGUUGUUGAACCCUAUGAUAGUGAGAGUUGUGUUAUUCCCAAGUCCAACGAGGAAACUCUAUCGACGGCUUGGGGAAAUGAAAUACCAGUUAUCAUUGGUGGCACCUCCUUUGAGGGAUUGUUGUUUUAUCAGUUUGCCAUGCAUGACGCGAGUUAUGUUCUAAGGAACUUUGAAUCGCUAAUUCCCCGAGAAGUGCGUGCAAUUUCCACACCAGCACAAAUCAAGGAGUACGUACUUCGACUGAAAGAGGACAGCUUCAAAGAUGCCACAAGGGAACAAAUGGAACUAAAAGAAUGCUUGCAAUUGCUCUCCUUCAAACACUUCUGGCAUGGCCUACAUCGCACUGUUCUCGCCCGUUCGGCCUAUGCUUCAAAAACCCCUACUUACCUUUAUCGCUUUGAUUUCGACUCCCCUACUUACAAUUUUUAUCGCAUUAUGAACUGUGGGAACCAUGAACGAGGAGUUUCGCACGCGGAUGAUGUGUUCUACCUAUUUUACUCUGUUUUAUCCUUUAAACUGGAUAAGUCUUCUCCCGAAUACCAAACUAUUGAGAACAUGAUUGGCAUGUGGACUUCGUUUGCCAAACAAGGAAAUCCAAACUGUGCUCAGAUUGAACCGGUUCGAUGGGAGGCGAUUGAACCUAACGAAACUCUCAAGUGCCUCAACAUUGGCACAAAACUUGAGUUCGUAAAUUUUCCUGAACGUAAGCAACUAAAACUCUGGGAUAGCUUCUAUGAAAAACUGAAACUAUUUUAAGUCUACUCUCUAGACAACUCAUAGAGCAAGUGUACAUGAUUUUGUUAAUCUUACUGUAAAUAAAAAACACAC